AUGGAUUUACUUUUACCACUAGUAAUCUUUGUUGCCAGUAUUUUAUGUUUUUUUAUCUUUAGUAGUAGGAUCAACAACGGGUUGGGAGUGAGAACACCAGAAGCUGCCGGAUCAUGGCCCAUAAUUGGCCACUUGCAUCUUUUAGCUGGUUCCAAAGUUACUCACAGACUGUUGGGUUCUAUGGCAGACAAGUUUGGACCAGUUUUCACUCUUAAACUUGGUGUCCAUCGAGUUCUAGUUGUUAGCAAUUCUGAGAUGGCUAAAGAGUGUUUAACUACCAAUGAUAGAGUCUUUGCUAGCCGGCCAAAAGCCUUGGCAAGCGAGCUAAUGGGCUACAACUAUGCUAAUUUCGGCUUUGCACCAUAUGGACCAUAA
Helianthus annuus (common sunflower) is the source of this 375-nucleotide messenger RNA. RefSeq names its product cytochrome P450 82A3. Gene Ontology annotation, biological process: defense response to other organism. The coding region runs from base 1 to 375 and encodes 124 amino acids. NCBI's taxonomy places the organism in Eukaryota, Viridiplantae, Streptophyta, Magnoliopsida, Asterales, Asteraceae. Gene Ontology annotation, molecular function: monooxygenase activity; iron ion binding; heme binding. The record is from RefSeq and is a predicted model, not a curated record. The transcript has a single exon.